GCCAACUGACUAACCCGCUGUCAACAACGAUCUUAGUCUCUCCCUCUCCCCUCGACCGACUACACAUGGCCCUGCUCCAUGUCCUCCCGCCAGAACUCGUCCAUGCCAUCGCAUAUGAUGCUGCCGUCCUGACUGCCUCGGACAUUGUGGCUCUUGCUUGUACAUGCUCCCGGCUCCAUGCAGCCCUGCUCGGCUCUCCCUUCUCGGCGGCUCGCGCUCACGCUCUCGCGGGCAUCGAUGUGUGCAUCAGACGCAAGCUGUGGUACGGCGCGCACCGCAUCGUUGCUGCUCCUGCUCCUGCUGUUGACCCACACCGCUCCGAGUCGGAUCCUCUGGCCCGCACCGGCGGCCUCGCUGCCAUCUUUGAUGCCGCUGACCCGCUUUGUCGUGGGUGGCGCAAGCUCGUCGCCGCGCUUCUUGACGUCAACGCCACAACACGCCCGCUACGUUUCGGCUCGCGCCGGACCGACACCUACGUCGCCAUGCAGGUUGAUCGCUCGGUCGGCGUCCUUGCCUGGUCCUGCGGCCGCGAUCUGCCUGACCUCGCCCUUGAGCUCAUUACCGCCCACAAGAGCCUCUCUCCCGGUGCUGCCAGGCAGGCUGGCCUUGUUGCUGCCCUCAAAGAUCAACUCGAGGUCCUAAAACUCCUCAUCGUCCGUGGCGACUUUGACCUGUGCGCGCUCGGCGACACCGCCCUCCGCAUCGCCGCCCGUUUUGGCGCCGUCCGCACCUUUGAGUACUUGCUGGCGUCGCCCGAGGCAGAUCCCACCGCCGGCGGCAACUACGCCCUACACAUGGCUGCCGAGUUUGGCUACCUUGCCAUCAUUCAAAGCCUGCUGGGCGAUUCCCGGGUCGACCUCGCGGCCGCCCAUCCUGUCCACGCCGUCAAGGCCGCCGCGGAGAGCAACCACCUCGACAUUGUCAAGCUCUUGCUCGCCCAUCCGGAUGUCGACACAACCGCCGCAGCCUCCGCCGCCCUCCUUGCCGCUUCCGAGUUUGGCCACGCCGACGUCCUCGCCUACCUCCUCACCCACACCGAUGCCAACCCGUCGAUCCGAAACUCGUCGGCGCUGUACAUGGCGGCGCAGUCCGGCUCGGUCGCCGCCGUCGUCCUCCUUCUCGAUGACGCCCGCGUCGACCCAGACGCGGGCCACAACGCCGCCCUCUUUUGGGCUAGCUACCACGGCCAUGUCGACGUUGUCACAACCAUGCUGGCACACCCACGCGUCGAUCCGUCGCUCGAUCCAGGCCCGCUCACUACCGCCCGCCGCGCAGGUCACCUCCACAUCGUCCACCUCCUCGCUGCUGCGGGCUGUCCCGAGUAG
This is a messenger RNA of Thecamonas trahens ATCC 50062, 1325 nucleotides long. Its product is annotated as ankyrin. The transcript has a single exon. Gene Ontology annotation, molecular function: protein binding. Lineage: Eukaryota; Apusomonadida; Apusomonadidae. The record is from RefSeq and is a predicted model, not a curated record. Bases 66 to 1325 code for a protein of 419 amino acids.